Cucumis sativus (cucumber) is the source of this 885-nucleotide messenger RNA. Its product is annotated as stigma-specific STIG1-like protein 1. The transcript has a single exon. The record is from RefSeq and is a predicted model, not a curated record. The coding region runs from base 61 to 534 and encodes 157 amino acids. Lineage: Eukaryota; Viridiplantae; Streptophyta; Magnoliopsida; Cucurbitales; Cucurbitaceae.
CUCGCCAACUUUCUCUUCUAUAUAUUCUUUAGCCCUCUAGCUCUUUGAAUUUUACAUAAAAUGAAGAUCGUAAAGCUAUUCCUUUUUCUAGUUUUGGCAAUCAUAUUCUCUCAUUAUGCAUCACAUGCAGCUGAAGUUGAAACAAACAGCAAAGAGAAUGCUACUAAUUUGUCGGAUGAUGAAGUUUCCAACCAUCUUGCUUCGAUUGAAGACGAAGAUUCUCCGUUGGGUUUGGCUCGCCGUCUUCUCUUCCCCUUCCAAUCUUUGCAGAAGGGAUUAUUGACUUGCAACAAAUACCCUAGAGUGUGCAGAAGGAAGGGCAGUGCAGGGCCUGAUUGUUGCAAGAAAAAGUGUGUAAACGUUGAGAGAGAUAGAAACAACUGUGGAAGGUGUGGAAAGAAAUGCAAGUACUCGAAGAUAUGCUGCAAAGGGAAAUGUGUGAAUCCAUUGUUCAAUAGGAAGCAUUGUGGAGGCUGCAACAUUGAAUGCAGUAAAGGAAGCUUCUGCGUCUAUGGAAUGUGUGGUUAUGCUUAAUUAUUAAUUAUUUUGGGGAGAAACUAUUGUAUCCCAUUCAUAAUCGGCAAAGAUUACAAAAAUUAGAAGAAGAAGAGACUAGAAGAAAGACUUUCGAUUGAGAGAAAUUGUGAAUUUAGAUGAUUAUUAGAGAAAUAUUAUUUGAUUAUGAUUUUACAACUAUUUGACAAUGAAAAAUGUGGAUCCUCAACCUGUUUCUCAUAAUAGUGUCACAUUGGUUUUGGGUUUCAUUAUACCAUAUUAGAAAAACAUGGGCUCCAUCUCACCUCACAAUACAUAAAGAUUGUGAUCAAUUUUCUCCAUUAUGGAGAGUCUUAAGAUUUUUUUCUAAAUAUGAAAUUAGUUUUAUUU